AUGGUGACCAGUAGCGAAGCUAUGGAGGUGGCUGCUCCUGUGGUGGAUGCCAAAGCGGAUGAGGUGAUGACGGUGGCUUCGCCACAGACGCAGGAAGAUGGGGUGCAGAAGAUUGCUGAUAGGGAGGAGAAGCCAGAGGAGGCGCCGCAGGUUGAUGAAGUGGCUGCUGGGAUCCAGGCUUUGGCUAUGGAUCAAAUUGUGGAGUUCACCAUGGAAGACGUGGCGGCAGGUGUGCAGUGGGCGAAGAUGAGUUUGCUGGGAAGGUUGUUUAUGGAUAACCCGCUGAGUCUGGCUGUUAUCAGUAAGAUUGUGAAUGGCGAAUGGAAUUGUGCGGUGGAGGUCAGGGUUCUUGCGGCUGAAAGAGGGCUUCUGCAAUUCUUCUUUGCGGAUGAAGCUGAUCGGGAUUGGGUCCUUAAGAGAUCGCCAUGGACAGUGAAGGAGAGGGUGCUGCAAUUGAAGCCUUGGUGUCAAAUAACCAAGGAGGUGGUCGAUUCCUUUAUCAUGGUUCCGUUUUGGGUCCAGAUGUGGGGGAUUCCGAAUCACUGUCGUACUGUGGCCUUCGGGAAGAGGGUGGCUGGAUCGAAGAUUGGGAAGGUCUUAGAUGCCGGUGCUUUUGCCAUUCAGGGGAUCUCGGGGCACUUUAUAAAGACGAAGGUACUGCUGGACAUCACUCAACCUCUUCGCUCUCAACUUUAUGCAAGCAACCCGGUGGUCGGUGAGUUCUGGGUCACACUGGUUUAUGAGUUCCUACCACUCUUGUGUUACCAUUGUGGGAGGUUGGCGCAAUUGGCCCCAAACUGUGUGUAUCCAGACCCGGUGGGAAUUGAGCACUACGGCCCUGAACUUAGUACGGACAUCAUCGGCUAUCAAGUGGAGGAGGCAGCUGUUGUGCCUUUCCCAUUGCGUCAACCUGCGCAGUCGUCGGUGUGGGUUAACCCCAAGGCUGGCGUUAAUGCAGCAGGAGGUGGGAAGCAGAAACGGGACAGGGAAACAGAGGAGGAUCCGUCAGGUGGGCGCGGCAAAUCUGUGGUGUUGGGGCUGCCUGCUCAAGGAAGUAUGGAGCGAGGGAGUGGUGAUGUGCAAGGGAAGUCGGGCCAGGGGCAGGUGAACAGGGGGACUGUGGAUGGUGGUAGCGGUGGGUAUCGGGGGCAAUUUGUGAAGGGGAAAGGCAAGGGGGGUCAGGGUACUUACCAGCAGGCUACUAGAGGGAUGGAGAGGAGCAGGGAGAGUGUACCCAGGCAGCAGCAGCAUAGGUAUGAUGCACGCCGUCCUCAUGGGAGGCAGACAAAUGAGGCUGGGCCGAGGGCAGCAGGGGGAGGGCUGAAAAGCAAGGGGAAGGAGGCCUUCCGUAUGGUGGCGCCGGAUCCGGCGGAGAUUGAUGAAAGGAAACGGGCAGCAGGUGAAGUUGCAGGGUUGCAAUUUGAUCCUACUCCGGUGAAGAAAGUGUGUGUGCAAGCUGCGGUGGAGGAAACCAGCCAUGAAUGGUCCCAGCCCGCCAAAUGA
Molecule: messenger RNA, 1503 nt
Organism: Linum trigynum
Lineage: Eukaryota; Viridiplantae; Streptophyta; Magnoliopsida; Malpighiales; Linaceae
Source: the annotation of a GenBank genome assembly